UCUAAGUAUCACUACAAGUGUAAACAAAGAUUUAGUUCGGAGAAGAGGCUCAUGUCCAGCAGCAUUUUUAGCUCAUAUUUGUGCCCUAAACCUCCAGACACAAUGGGAGAACAAACUAAAGAAAAUCCGCUCCACAUCUCGUGGCAUGACAGCAUGUGGAUCCCACACCUCAACUCCACUAAUGUCAUGGACUAUUUUGCGGAGCGGACGAACCCCUUCUACUCCCGUGACUGCAACAACGAGUUCAUCAAGAUGCAGCAGAACACGAGAGUGGAUCAGCUGACCCACAUGCAAGGUGUAGAGUACAUGCUGCUCCACACGCAAGAGCCGAUCCUGUACAUUAUCAGGAAGCAGCACAGGUACUCUCCAACACAGGUCACUCCACUAGCCAACUACCAUAUUAUUGGCGGCCAGGUUUACCAGACGCCCGAUUUGGGUUCCGUCAUCAAUUCCAGAGUGCUGGGAGCAGUCAGUAACCUCAACAGCGCCUUCACGGAGAUGCAGUCAUUUUCACACUACCAUCCAUCCAGAGGGUACUGGUGGCAGUUCAGGAAUCAGGGCGACCAAACAGAGCAGCAGAAGAAGGAAAAGGAGAAGAAGGGACAAGUGAAGAAGGAGGAGCCUGCAUCACUCUUCCAACAGAGACGUGUAGAUUCGCUCCUGGAAGACCUCCAGACCAGAUUCCCCUACAAGUACCCAACAGUACCGCAGCAGCCACAGAAUGCCCAAAACCAACCCCAGGAGGGAUCAAAAGCAGGAGAAGACACCAAACCAGAUGUGAAAGUGGAAGUGAAGGUAGAAGUGAAGACGGAGAUCAAGACUGAGCCCGCCUCGCAGACCCCAUCCCAACGCACAGCCAAGCCCCCACCCGAGAAGCGCCAGAGAACGGGACCUUGACUCUGGUGCCGAGAUAUACCCUACAGAUACCUCUCUGUGUAUUCUUUAAAUUCCUCAGUGAUAUGUCUCUGAUAUUCCUCAAAUACCCUCUCAUAUGCUCCUCAAAUAGCUCGUCAGAUGCCCCUCAAAUACUUUUUUAAAUGUUAUUUAAGAACCCUUUUGAUACCCCUCUGAGGUUCCUCAAAUGUCCCUCUGAUACCUCGUGUCCUCUCAAGAUUUGCAGAAAUGGGCUACAUGUGUUUUGUCUAUGCAAGUGGAGGAACAGAACUCGGAUGAUUGCUGUCCACAGGUAAAAUGCCAUUUCAGGGAUAUUGUAUGAAUAAAGUUUUAAUAUAAAAGUGUUCGUAUGUGGAUGUGGUUUUGGGAUACUGAAUGAAUAGUGGAAAAUAAAUGAAAAUGGAAGAGUGAAAAUUAAUAAAUUAUUGAAGUCUCUAA
Molecule: messenger RNA, 1332 nt
Organism: Penaeus vannamei (Pacific white shrimp)
Lineage: Eukaryota; Metazoa; Arthropoda; Malacostraca; Decapoda; Penaeidae
Gene: MED6
Product: mediator complex subunit 6
Biological process (GO): regulation of transcription by RNA polymerase II
Cellular component (GO): mediator complex; core mediator complex
Molecular function (GO): transcription coactivator activity
Source: RefSeq, a predicted model, not a curated record